Molecule: messenger RNA, 3243 nt
Organism: Argentina anserina (silverweed cinquefoil)
Lineage: Eukaryota; Viridiplantae; Streptophyta; Magnoliopsida; Rosales; Rosaceae
Product: dual specificity protein kinase YAK1 homolog
Exons: 18
Coding region: 283-3111 (942 amino acids)
Biological process (GO): peptidyl-threonine phosphorylation; peptidyl-serine phosphorylation
Cellular component (GO): cytoplasm
Molecular function (GO): protein tyrosine kinase activity; ATP binding; protein serine/threonine kinase activity
Source: RefSeq, a predicted model, not a curated record
CUGCUGCUAGCCCUGCUACUAGUAGUUGUUUGUUUCCAUCAUCCAUCAUCAAUCGUAUUCUCUAUUAUUAUUAUUAUUAUUAUUAUUAUUAUUAUCAGGGGUUGUUCUAUGUUGAUCGAUCUCCUGCUGCCGAUGCUUCCAUAAUGCUGUGCGAUUGAGAUAUGAAGGAUGGGAUUGGAAUCGGUUGGUGGCUUCCUGGGCUUAAUUGGUCACUUCUGUAAUUCUUUUAUUUAAUUUAAUGGAGGGCAUCGAGCAAGUAGCUUGAUUUUGGGGUUUUGGACCAUGGAUGAGCUCAAUCCUACUUCUGCCUCUUCCUGGCGUCCCAGCCAGCUCCUCUUUACUCCAUAUGAACCACAACCAGAACCAGCCAGCACCAAGUCCCAACCUUUACGCGUUACCAGAAGACCGCUUGUGGCAAGAUUAACUAAGGGCAUAGUUGAAACAUACCAAAUCUGCAAUCCACUGUUUAAGUAUUCAGAAGAACUGAAUCCAAAGAGAUAUUUGACCAGCCCAUCAAGUGGAGUAAACAAUGAAGGCCUUGAUAAUGUUAACUCGGAUCUUAUUCUGACUGUUAACUUUGUCCUGGUCAAUUUAGACGUGCACAGAAGAUACAUCGUCAAAGAUGUUCUCGGCCAUGGAACAUUUGGCCAGGUUGCUAAAUGCUGGGUUCCAGAGAAUAAUAGUUUUGUUGCUGUGAAGAUCAUUAAAAAUCAACCAGCAUACUAUCAACAGGCACUUGUUGAAGUUUCCAUUUUGACAACGUUAAACAAGAAAUAUGAUCCUGAGGACAAGCAUCACAUUGUUCGUAUUUAUGAUUACUUUGUAUAUCAUCGUCAUUUGUGCAUUUCUUUUGAACUGCUUGAUACUAACCUGUACGAGCUUAUCAAGAUAAAUCAUUUCAGGGGGCUGUCCUUGACCAUCGUCCAAUUAUUUUCUAAACAAAUUCUACAUGGGUUAGCCCUGUUAAAGGAUGCUGGGAUAAUUCACUGUGAUCUGAAGCCUGAAAACAUUCUUUUAUGCACAAGUAUUAAGCCGGCAGAAAUUAAAAUUAUUGACUUUGGAUCCGCAUGCAUGGAAGAUCGAACUGUUUACUCCUACAUUCAGAGUCGUUACUACAGGUCUCCUGAAGUCCUGCUUGGUUAUCAAUAUACUACUGCUAUCGAUAUGUGGUCCUUUGGAUGCAUAGUUGCUGAAUUGUUUCUGGGAUUGCCAUUAUUUCCGGGAGCUUCAGAAUUUGACCUCCUAAGGAGAAUGAUUGAAAUACUUGGAGAGCAACCCCCUGAUUAUGUACUCAAGGAGGCUAAAAACACAAGCAAGUUCUUUAAGUGCAUCCGAAGUAUGCACAGUAGGGAGAACGGAGAUUUUUCUGCAACUGGCAAAAGUUCAUAUCAAGCUUUAACAGAGGAAGAAUAUGAAGCUAGAGAACUGAAAAGACCAACAAUUGGAAAGGAGUAUUUUAAACACAUGAACCUUGAAGAAAUUGUCACACAGUAUCCGUAUCGGAAGAACUUGCCCCAGGAAGACAUGGUUAAAGAAAGUCAGAUACGAUUAGCUUUGGUUGAUUUUUUGAGGGGCCUUGUUGAAUUUGAUCCUUCAAAACGCUGGUCACCUUUUCAGGCUUCAAGACACCCUUUUGUUACAGGGGAACCUUUUACUUGCCCUUAUCAACCUCCAGCAGAGACUCCUCGCAUGCCUGUUGCUCAAAACAUAAGGGUAGAUCAUCAUCCUGGUGGUGGACAUUGGUUUGCUGCUGGUCUCUCUCCUAAUAUUCUAGGCAGAAACAGGAUAUCCAUGCAUAGCAGCCCACAUUUUCAGGUGUUGCCACCAUAUGCACCCACUAACAGCUAUGGCAGUGUAGGAAGUCAUGGCAGUUAUAAUGAUGGUACCGGACUUGGAAGCAGCUACGGAAGCUAUGGGGAUACUGGCAAUAUGUUUGCUUAUUAUUCACCUGUUGGUCCAUCUGGGAUGAACAUGCAUGCUCAAGGCAACGCAUCAAUGCUUGGAAGUAGUCCUGACGCAAGACGGAGGAUUAUUCCAUAUUCACAUGGAAAUGGACUUGGUAUGAGCCCUUCAGCAGGAAGUUUUGCUCCGCUGCCCCUAGGUACUAGUCCUUCACAGUUUACUCCACCAGGUUCCUAUGGUCAAGUUUCUACUGGCUCCCCAGGGCAUUAUGGUCCAACCUCUCCAGCAAGAGGCAGUUGUCACGGAUCACCUUUAGGAAAGAUGGCUGCAGUUAGUCAGUUCAAUAGAAGAAAAGGUUGGGGUUAUCCUGGCGGUUCUCAAACUCAGGAGAGUUCGUCUUCACAUUGGCAAGGUCAAACCAAUGAUGGCAUCAGUUCUGGCAAAGCUGAGGGGAAUUCUCAAAUAGUUAGUGGUUCCCCAUCACAUCUGCCUGUAAGUUCUAGUGCUGGAAGUUGGAAACACCAGCGAGGAGGCAGUGGAAGUUCUGCUGGCUACUUAGCCAAUCCUAAUAUGCCAGGCUCCCUAAAGGUUGGUUCCAAUAUCCCAAAGACCACAGGACUGGCUCAUGAUAAUACAGAGGCUAGCCUGUCAUUGCCUGAUCCUGGGGAUUGGGAUCCCAAUUAUAGUGAUGAACUUCUGCUGCAAGAAGAUGGUUCGGAUACAAACCGCUUGAUUGCUGAGUUCAGCAAUAGCAUGCAUCUUAAUUCCGCAGAAACAUUGGGUGGGGUUGGAAGAUUCAGCAGCAUGUCAAGUACAAGCUCAGGUGUUUCCUUACACAGACAAAGUGGCCCAAUUCAAUCAUUCUCGCAUGCAGUGGUGGGUAGCCCUCCAACUGGUGAACCACUCGCUGGAUUUGUGCAUUUGUCUAAACCUCCUCAUUUCAUGCCUCAUAUAUCGCAAAAUUCUCCAAGCCGUUUGGGCCAGCAACCGCAGCGGUUCAAUCAUGGAAGACCAAACAAUUCUCGGAAUAAUGAUUGGAAUCAUAUGAAGGUGCAGCCCCCUCCUCCCAAUUUUAACAUUGGAGGCCCACAUUCUCCAGGAAAUAGCUCAUUCAGCAAUGGUGCGCCUUGGGGGCUUAGAGCCAGUCAUCCAGCCAUUAGCGUUCCACCGGCAUCACGUGGACGAAAGGACUAUGGACGAAUUAUCUGAUGUUGGAAUUUUUUUUUUCACUGUCAAAGAUCAGAUUCGGACAGUUGGCAGGAACAAUGUGCUUGCAAAAUAUAGUUUGUGGUUAAUGAGUAUCUUGUGUUCUUGUUAUGAAGCGUGCAACUAUUAUUAUUU